CACACACGCAGUCGCAUCACGCCAUCGGAAUCUCCGCCAGCUGCGCAGACUCAGCAGCUCUUCGUCACAUCAUCAUCAUCAGGGUUUUCCGACAGACUGCGCGGAUUUAGCCGACUUAUUUAUUUAAUAACUCGUUAUAUAACACACCGCCACUUAAGACGCACUCGCUCAUCGUCCCCGACAGACCAACCUGAAGCGACAGCGCUGACCUGGAUAACUCCGAGUCUGAAGCAGAAUCAGAAGCAGCCGGCCUCACAGAGAUAGCAGCAGACAGACGCCUCUGUCAGCAGAACAGCCUCCCUCUUCCUCCCUCAUCCUCCUCACCCCUGUCACUUCUGAAAUGGCGGACCCCGGACUCACGUCGCCCUCCAGGACCCCUCUGCGCUCCCCCAACGCCUCCCUCACCCUGUCCUUCCCCUUCCUGAGGGAGAGGAGCCGGGUUUGGGAGGACGGGAAAGAGCAUCCGCUGCCUCGAGAUUUACCAAGCCCUCUGCCAACCAAACGCACCCGCACCUACUCAGCUACGGUACGCGCUCAAUCAGGUCCGGUGUUUAAAGGCGUCUGUAAGAACUUCUCCAGGUCACAAGGUCACGGCUUCCUCCGACCCUCCCACGGCGGAGAGGACAUCUUUGUUCACAUCUCAGACAUCGAGGGGGAGUACGUCCCGGUGGAGGGAGACGAGGUCACGUACAAAGUGAGCCGAGUGCCGCCCAAGAACCUGAAGGUGCAGGCGGUGGAGGUGAAGAUCAUACACCUGAACCCCGGCACGAAACACGAGACCUGGUCAGGCCAGAUCAUCAGCUCGUAGACCCAGAAAACCCCGGGGGCUCAUGGGUAAUGGAGGGGGAGGGGGGGCUGGGGCAUCAACCUGUUGUAGGACUGAUAUUUUACAUCUCAUUAUUUCUUUAAAAACAUGCUUUACCUACACAGCACCGGUCCAGAUUUAAUGACACAGGUGCAGAGGGCUGUCUCCUACUCUGCUGAAUUUGCUGAAUACGAUUUAUUUAUUUAUUUCCCCUCAAAACAAAACAAAGAAAACAGCUGGGGGUUUAUUUUCCUGCGGGUAUCAGCUGGGUAAAGUUUGAAACACUGGGAAAACAAAGCAAAGCAUGACAGCUGAGUGUAUGUGAAGUGGAGAGAGCGGUGUAAGUAGGACAAAAGGCUGAAUUCAGUUUCACUUCCCUUCUUUGCAGCUGUUUGGCACUUGUUUACUUUGCUGAACAUUUCCAGGAUCACAUUGCGGGUGCAAGCGUGGGUCAGAUGACUUGCUAUCAUAAGUCGUACACAGUGCAGACGCUGUAAAGAUGGGAAUUUGAAUUCAAGAACAGAAAUGAUGGACCUAAGAGGAAGUUGUUUAGGUAAUUAAAGAGGAAGACAUUUCAAUGGUUGUGUAUUAGAAGGUUUAUGCAUUAAAAAUCAAAUGAAAUAUGAUUAAAUCCCCCAAAAUAAAAGGUUCAGGACCCCUUUGUGUGACCAGUUUAGAACAUAAACUGAAUUUGAGGACAAAAAAGGGUUAUUUAAGUUUUAUUUUGAAAGAGAGAAGGUGUAAGUAAGUUAGAAAUUCAUGAAAAGCACGAAGGCAGACGAGGACUCAAGGAAUCACAUUAAAUCAGGCAUGGACACAACUGAAAAAUAUUUGACUGUGAAUGGAAAGCAAGUAUUUUCCUUACAAAAAUGCAUAUCCUUGUUUGUUGUGUGGUUAUUUAUUUGUAUUUAUCAGUGUGUGUGUGUGUGUGUGUGUGUGUGUGUGUGUGUGUGUGUGUGUGUGUGUGUGUGUGUGUGUGUGUGUGUGUGUGUGUGUGUGUGUGUGUGUGUGUGUGUGUGUGUGUGUGUGUGUGUGUGUGUGUGUGUGUGUGUGUGUGUGUGUCCUCAGAUUGCAAGCUUUAAUAACUUGCACAAAUUAGUUGAAAACUGCCAGAAAAAACUUCUCCAAAACAUUUGUCGUUCUGGUGGAAAAAUGUCAGGUUUUGAAAGCGUCUGCAGCCACGAAACAAAACGAUUUGUAAAUCUCUUUUUCUAUUAUCAGGAAAAAAAGACAUGCAUCUGUGUGUGAUUUAUUAAGCGUCUCGUCAGUGUGAUGGUGAACUACUCGACUUCAUUGGUGGUGCCAAAAGAGAUCUGUCACAUAAACGUGGUCCGUAGUACUUCAGGUUUUGCUCGGUUAAGUACUGUUUGUCAUUUUCUAUGAUAUAUCUGUUCCAUAGAGUCUCUAUGCAUCCGUCACUGCCUGAAUCCGUUCAUCAUCACUCCGUUUAUUUUCUCCGUCACCUUCAAAGGGCACUUUCUGUUGUGGACCAGCCGCUGUGGUGGUGAUCACAGUGAGGACUUCUACUGAGCCUUGAAAAAAAACAACAUUAAAGCAUUUUAUGAUUCA
This is a messenger RNA of Eleginops maclovinus (Patagonian blennie), 2374 nucleotides long. RefSeq names its product cold shock domain containing C2, RNA binding b (gene csdc2b). Gene Ontology annotation, molecular function: mRNA 3'-UTR binding. Gene Ontology annotation, biological process: regulation of mRNA stability. Bases 341 to 808 code for a protein of 155 amino acids. The transcript is spliced from 4 exons. NCBI's taxonomy places the organism in Eukaryota, Metazoa, Chordata, Actinopteri, Perciformes, Eleginopidae. The record is from RefSeq and is a predicted model, not a curated record. Gene Ontology annotation, cellular component: cytoplasm.